Molecule: messenger RNA, 7826 nt
Organism: Heterotrigona itama
Lineage: Eukaryota; Metazoa; Arthropoda; Insecta; Hymenoptera; Apidae
Source: the annotation of a GenBank genome assembly
AAUGCAACUUUUCACGAUACUAAUGGUUAUUUCACAGAGCGAAGAGAUGAAAUUGCUGUUCGUAAAUCGAUUGAAUUGAAUAUUCGGAGAGCUUUGUCACUGGCGAUCAUUAAGUAGAAAUUAGUUGGUAUGAAGAAGGGAAAUUAACGAGGGGCGGGCAUAUAUCUGCUCACCACGAGCAAGAACUGUUUGUUGUUUUACGAUAAUGUGCAAUUACACGAAUGGAUAGAAACAGUGACCCGUGAGCGAGCACAAUGCUCAGCCCCUUGCAACUUGUUGCACUUGAUUCAACAGUAAACUAGAAAUCGCAUAUCCGCGUAAAGUCCUUUAUGUUCUUUGUGAUAUACCGUGAAUCGUACGACGAUCAAGCGCUGCGUGCAUUCUUGUUAAUACAGCUGCAGUUAAUUGCAGAACGAACGUGGGAGAUCCGCUUGCAUCUAUUAAAUUGAUCUCUCUUGUAAACGCUGCUGCUUUAGUGCUGUUAUUUUAUUUUUUAGUAUAUAUUGUCUCGAUGGAAUUGUCAAAGCUCGUUGGUACGAUGGCUUUCGUAUUUCUUGAUUUUGCAGUUGCAUCAUUGGAUGCAAGAACGACCUCAGUGUCGAGUGAUUCCGGUGGUUUUCGUGCACGCAGAUCACCCCAGACAGUCGCAAUGGCUACCCUAUCCUUGCGUAUCUCCAUUCCGGAGAAAAACGCCACGAAGAUGAUGCAAUUCGACCCGAGCACAUCCAUUUACGACGCUUGCCGUAUUAUCAGAGAGAAGCUCGCUGAAGCGAGUAACAUGGGCCAACCGAAGGACUACGGAUUAUUCCUUGCCGACGAGGACGUGAAGAAGGGAGUUUGGCUGGAGCCAGGCCGGAAUCUCGAUUAUUACAUUCUGAGGAACGGCGAUCUCCUCGAGUACCGGCGUAAACUGCGGACCCUUCGUGUGCGCAUGCUGGAUGGAACGCUGAAGACGUUGCUGGUGGAUGACAGUCAGCCGGUCGCCAAUCUCAUGGUAGUAAUUUGUACGAAGAUAGGCAUCACGAACCACGAUGAGUACUCGCUGGUGCGCGAGCUGGCCGACGAGGAGACUGAAAACCAGAAGCCGGGCAAUUUCGGCACCCUCACGCUCAGGAGGAGGAAAGAGGAGAAAGGCGAGCGGGACGCGAAGAUGGAUCAGUUAAGGAAGAAGCUUAAGACCGACGAUGAAGUGAACUGGAUAGAUCCCAGUAAAACGUUGAGGGAGCAAGGAAUAGACGAAUCAGAAACAGUGCUGCUGCGAAGAAAGUUCUUCUUUUCAGAUCAAAAUAUCGACAGCCGAGAUCCGGUGCAAUUAUCUCUUUUGUACGUUCAAGCAAGAGACGCAAUUCUAGAUGGCACGCAUCCGGUUACUCAGGAAAAAGCUUGUAUUUUUGCCGGAAUACAAUGCCAGAUCCAGUUCGGUGAUCACAAAGAAGACAAGCACAAGCCAGGCUUUCUCGACCUCAAGGAAUUUUUGCCGCAGUCCUACUUGAAGGUGAAGGGCAUCGAGAAGAAAAUUUUCGCAGAGCAUAAGAAGCACAUCGGCCUCUCUGAGCUUGACGCCAAAGUGCUGUAUACGAAAACAGCGAGAUCUUUGAGCACUUACGGCGUCACGUUCUUUUUAGUGAAAGAGAAAAUGAAGGGAAAAAACAAACUGGUGCCUCGUUUGCUCGGCGUCACCAAGGACUCUGUCUUGCGACUCGACGAAAAAACGAAAGAAAUCUUAAAAACCUGGCCGUUGACUACCGUCCGACGUUGGGGAGCAUCUCCUAACACGUUCACGCUCGACUUUGGCGAUUAUUCCGAUCAGUAUUACAGCGUACAGACCACGGAGGCAGAACAGAUUCUUCAAUUAAUCUCUGGCUACAUCGACAUUAUUCUCAAAAAGCAAAAAGCUAAAGAUCACUUUGGCAUCGAAGGAGAUGAAGGUUCAACAAUGGUCGAAGAUAGUGUGUCGCCUUUGAAGUGCAACAAACCAAGGUCACAUCCGUCCUGUCUGAACCACAACGUGCCUUACUAUCGACUAUCACCGCUGGUCACGAGGUGAUCCACAUCGCGGAGACCGAGCUAUCCUGCAAGGCUCAGCUUCCGGAGCUGGGUACCGAUCCAGCCUCGUUGAAAUGGAUCGAGCAGACGAUCGAUACGCACAAGCAGAAUGUUGGCUCUCAGAUCGCGGCGAUGAACGCCGCGACCGCUCAGGUAGUCACUCUUACUUCCGGUCCAGCCGAUGAUGUCGAUCACACAGCGGUGGGUGCAGCUAUCACCACCAUUGCCACCAAUCUCCCAGAGAUGACGAAGGGCGUCCGAAUGAUCGCCGCCCUGAUGGAUGACGACUCUUCGGGAGACAAACUGCUGGAUGCAGCGAGGAAGCUGUGCUCUGCCUUCUCUGAUUUGCUUAAGGCCACGGAACCUGAAACUAAAGAGCCAAGACAAAACUUGCUGAACGCCGCAUCGCGUGUUGGCGAGGCCUCUCACCAAGUGCUGACAACGAUUGGAGAAGAGAACGACUCGAACCGAGAACUUCAAGACAUGCUAUUGGCCUUGGCUAAGGCCGUAGCCAAUUCGACCGCCGCUCUGGUGCUCAAAGCGAAAAAUAUCGCGGCUACUUGCGAAGAUUCUGCAACGCAAAAUCGCGUGAUCUCAGCCGCUACCCAGUGUGCCUUGGCCACGUCGCAGUUAGUUGCCUGCGCGAAAGUUGUAGCACCAACUUUGCACUCUCCAGCUUGUCAAACGCAGUUGAUGAACGCGGUGCGUGAAGUAACGAAAGCGGUCGAAGGUCUGUUGGAGGUCUGUAACGAGACGUGCAGCGACGAGAUCCUGCUGAAAGAACUGAACGCUGCUGCCACCGAGGUUAAAUCGCGUGCCAGGGAAGCUUGCGGUGGACUGGAACUAGACGCAGCCGAGGAAUUGAUCAACAGUUUGAAAGACGAGUUACGAGAGUUUUACGGGGCCGUGGAGGCUGCUUCUCUGAGACCUUUGCCCGACGAGACGCCGGAGUCUACUGCUCUUCGACUAGGCGCCACGUCGAAGAACGUGGGAUUCGCGAUGGCUCAGCUUCUGUCCGCCGCUAAGCAAGGGAACGAGAAUUACACCGGCAGCGCAGCUAGAAAGACAGCGGCUGCUCUUAAAGAUUUAACUUACGCUGUCCGUGGCGUGGCUGCAACCUCGAGCCAACCUGAAACUCAGAAGAAGAUCUUGAUGACGGCCGAUGAUGUUAUUCUAAAGUCGUUGAGAUUGGUUAAAGAGGCCCGAAGGGCUCUGAAGAAUCCCGAUAGUGCGGAGAACGAAGCUAAUCUGGCCGCAGUUGCCAAGGAUGUGUCGAACUCCUUGAACAAGUGUAUAUCCUGCUUACCAGGACAAAGAGACGUGGACGAUGCGAUUAAGAAUAUCGAAGACAUGACUCAAGUCCUAAGCAUGAACGAGUUCCCGCAAACCAAUAAGAAUUAUGGACAAUUGCAAACCGAUCUAAACAACGCAGCUGUAAAUUUGAACGAUGCUUCUACGAACGUAGUAUCGUCAGUACGUUCGCCAGUACAGUUAGCUAGUUCUUCCAAGCAAUUCACCAACGCCUUUGGAAAUCUGUUGGGCGUGGGAAUGGAAAUGGCCGGUCAAACAACUAGCGAAACUCGAAGUCAGGUGGUAGUCUCUUUGAAGAACGUCAGCAUGACGUCCAGCAAGCUUUUAGUAACUGCCAAAUGCGUAGCAGCCGAUCCAAGUGCUCCAAACGCAAAGAAUCAGCUGUCGGCAGCUGCACGAGCUGUGACAGAUUCCAUCAAUUAUCUCGUCGACGUAUGUACCUCAGCUGCACCUGGACAAAACGAAUGUGACAAUGCUAUCAGAAAUAUUCAAUCGAUGAGCUCGCUCCUCGAUAAUCCUAGCCAACCGAUUUCUGACGCGAGCUACUUCGAAUGUCUUGAAACUGUGAUGGAGAAGAGCAAGAGCCUCGGCGAUGGAAUGACAGGCAUAGCCAAUCAUGCGAAGAAAUCAGAGCACGAACAGUUCUCAGUAGCAGUCAGAGGAGUCUCUUUGUCAAUCUGCGGAUUAAUAGAAGCAGCAGCUCAGGCUGCUUAUCUUGCUGGCGUGAGCGAUCCAACGUCGGUGCCUGGGAAACCGGGCUUUGCACUUUGUAAUGCUUGCCGCGAAGCGUCGAACAAAACUAGUAAUCCUGUUGCCAAACGUCACUUCGUUCAAUCAGCCAAGGACGUUGCCAAUUCCACGUCAAUUCUGGUGAAAGAGAUCAAGGCGCUGGAUCAGAAUUAUUCCGAGGCUAAUAAGGAGAAGUGUGCAGAGGCUACCAAGCCAUUAUUAGAAGCAGUUGAUAAUCUAUGUACUUUUGCUGGAUCCUCAGAAUUUGCCAGUCAACCUGCAAAGAUAUCCGUUGAAGCUAGAGCUGCUCAAGAGCCAAUAACUGCAGCUGGUAAAGCUAUUAUCGAUGGCUCUUGCGCUAUGGUGCGAGCUGCAAAGAGUCUGGCAGUCAGUCCGAAAGAUCCUCCAACCUGGCAAUUAUUGGCAAACCAUAGCAAGAAUGUCAGCGAUUCGAUAAAGGCUUUGGUUGCUUCUAUCCGCGAAAAGGCACCUGGCCAGAAGGAAUGUGACACCGCGAUCGAGAAACUGUCAGCCCGAAUUCGAGAAUUGGAUGCUGCAUCUUUCAGCGCUGUUUCACAGUCACUGGUUCCGCGGAGAGAGAAUACGAUGCAAGCAUUCACCGAUCAAAUGGAGAAUAGCGCUAGCGAGCUGCGAGAAAAAUUAGAGCCUCUGCGAACAGCUGCCAAAUACGAGGCUGAAAAUGUAGGACAUGCUGUCAAUCAGAUUGCUUUGUACUGCGAGCCUCUGGUUUGUGGUGCUAUCGGUGCUGCUUCAAACAUGGUGCACUCGAAACAACAGAUCGUGCUACUGGAUCAGACGAAAACCGUCACCGAAUCUGCUUUGCAGCUUGUUUGUGUGACAAAAGAGUCUGGUGGUAAUCCAAAGGCUGUUACCCUGCACACUGAAGUAGAUGAGAUGGUGGAAUCUAUGAAAGACGCAUUGCACGAAUUGCAGAACACUUUGGAAGCAAUUUCGACAUCAUACGGAAUUGUUACCGGGCUGAUUGAUACUAUUUCUCGAGCUAUGGUUAGGUUGGAAGAUCACAGAACAUCUACGAUUGAUACGGUGGACUCUUACGUGGAUUAUCAAACGAGAAUGGUGGAAGCUGCUAAGGAGAUCGCUCGGUUGGCACAGGAAAUGUCAACCAAAUCCAGCACUGACGUAGCCAGAUUAAGUCCUCUUAUAGUGGACAUCUCCCACAAGUACACUCAGCUAGCCCGCGAUACAUCUGGUGCCUCAGCGGCUGCAUCUAACGCUGAAGUUUCAACAAGGCUUCGCACAAGUGUUCAGGAGCUUGGCAAAGCUUGCGUAGACAUCGUUAGGGCAGCAGGAACGUGUCAAAUGUCAUCAGGAGACGCUUACGCUCAAAGAGAGGUCGCAGAGCAUAGCAAGAUCGUCACAGAAAAAGUAUCUCAGGUACUGGCAGCUCUUCAAGCUGGUUCUAGAGGUACACAAGCGUGCAUCAACGCUGCGAGCACUGUGUCAGGCAUUAUCGGUGAUCUGGACACAACAAUUAUGUUCGCAACUGCUGGGACCUUGCAUGCAGAGAACGAAGGCGACACUUUUGCCGAUCAUCGAGAGAACAUCUUGAAGACAGCCAAGGCUCUCGUUGAAGAUACGAAAACUCUGGUAGCUGGUGCAGCCUCGUCUCAAGAACAGUUGGCAGUAGCAGCCCAAAAUGCAGUUUCGACUAUUGUUCAGCUUGCUGAAGUGGUUAAGUACGGUGCAGCCAGUUUGGGCAGCCAGAAUCCCGAGGCUCAAGUAAUGUUAAUCAACGCCGUAAAGGACGUGGCUUCUGCACUUGGCGACCUGAUACACGCCACUAAAGCAGCCAGUGGAAAACCUAUCAACGACCCGAGUAUGGCACACUUAAAGGACUCCGCCAAGGUGUUAGAACAGCAGCUACAACAGCAGCUGAUGCCUCUGAGUGACGUCGGCGGCUCGGAAUCCGAAUGGUUCGUGUCCGAUCAAGAGGAGGAGCUGAUACGUCUGCUCUCAGCUUCAGAGAGCGAACAACCGUCUCAGCGAACUUCCGAUUUGCUGUUGCUUAUGUGAUGGUGACCAAUGUAACGUCCCUGUUGAAAACGGUGAAAGCUGUGGAAGAUGAGCACACUCGUGGUACCAGAGCUCUGGAGUCGACUAUCGAGGCGAUAGCACAAGAAAUUCGCGCCCUAAACACUCCAGAGAUGCAAAGGAGCAACGUGACACCUGAAGAUCUUGUUCGAUGCACGAAGAGCAUCACUACGUCAACGGCAAAGGCUGUGGCUGCUGGGAACAGUUGCAAGCAGGAUGAUAUAAUCGCGGCAGCAAACAUGGGACGAAAGACGAUCAGCGACAUGUUGACCAUUUGCAAAGGGGCAGCGUACAAUUGCGCGGAAACAGCUGAACUGAGGGACAGAACUCUUCAAGCUGGCCACGAUGUCGCCAUUAAUUACAGAGAAUUGUUGCAAGCUAUAUUGCAAAUAUCUUCAAGAUCUGGCGAUGCGAAACACACGUUGCCACCGAUUAGCAGAAAGAUCGCACAGAGCGUCACCGAAUUGGUGGCUGUGGCUGAAUUGCUGAAGGGCACCGACUGGGUUGACCCCGACGACCCGACAGUCAUUGCCGAAAAUGAGUUACUAGGUGCUGCCGCUAGCAUUGACGCUGCUGCGAAGAAACUUGCUAGCCUGAGACCUAGAAAGAGUAUACAGGUAAUUCUCUUGGAUGAUACUGUUCUGGAGGCAAGCGAAGACAUGAACUUCGACGAAAUGAUCCUAGAAGCAGCCAAAUCUAUCGCGGCCGCUACAUCGGCACUUAUAAAAGCAGCUAGUGCCGCUCAAAGAGAGUUGAUAGCAACCGGAAAGGUUUCUCGAACACCUCUAACUAGUUCUGACGAUGGCCAGUGGUCCGAAGGCUUAAUUUCUGCCGCGAGAAUGGUCGCGGCUGCAACCCACAGUCUCGUGGAAUCUGCAAACGCUCUGGUACAAGGUGUCAGCUCUGAAGAAAAAUUAAUUUCCAGCGCGAAACAGGUGGCCAGCAGCACAGCACAAUUAUUAGUCGCUUGCAAAGUGAAAGCGGAUCCGGACAGCGAGAGCACAAAACGUCUUCAAGCAGCUGGAAACGCCGUAAAACGCGCUACCGAUAACUUAGUACGAGCAGCCCAGCAGGCUAUUCAACAAGAAGAAGAUAGAUCUUUGAUCUUAAAUCGUAGAAUGGUUGGAGGCAUCGCUCAGGAGAUAAACGCUAGAUCGGAAGUCCUUCGUAUCGAAAGAGAAUUGGAGGAAGCUAGAGGAAGACUCACUGCUAUUCGACAAGCCAAGUAUAAAAGAUCAGAUACUGAUACCGAUGCAGAUACUGAUCAGACCGGCUACGAGAGCUACACAACCAGAUAUGAGACUAGAGCUUAUGAGACUCAAUCACAGACAAAUUAUAACACGUAUCAACAGCAUUCUACAACGCACAAUAUUAACCAACUUAGUUGUGAUAGACAAACUCUGGUUAGUCCUGAGAAAGUUUAUUCAACGCAAAGCACAUUAGAAAGGAAAAUGAAAGAGAAUCAGUAUCGGUCUACCAUGGAAAAUCAAUAUGGUUCAGUUGAGAAGAAGUAUAACGAAAGCCAAUACGACAGACGAUAUACUUCAGACAGUCCAUAUGUUGUUACUGAAAAGAAAGUCACUAUGGACAGUUCAUCCGGUCAGUACAGUUCUAUUGAAAGGAAGAUCAAUAAAGAAAGCUAUAAUACCGAGGCAACCAUGUUGUAA